AUGGCCGUCAGCACACAGGCAAUAAAUGAGCAGCAGAAAGCUACUAAAAUGCUGGGACCCAGAGUUCGGGACAGUAAUACUUUUGCUUCAAGGAGAUCGGCUUCAUUCUCCGCAAGACUCUCCCCUGCGCCGUUUAGCGCCGGAGCCCGCGGCUGGCGGACGGAGGUGGGCGCGCGUUCCACGGCCCCAGACUGCUGGCUGGCAUUCCUGCCUCCACCACCCCCUGCCCGACCCGCUCUGCUUUCGUGCCACAGACCUGCCUCCCUUCCUCCCUCCCUGCCCGCCCUCUCGCCCUUUCUACCGUCGGCCGACCCCUCACAUGACACAGGAUACCAGUUUCCGCCGGAGUUCCGGCCCAGUCACUAG
Messenger RNA from Schistocerca gregaria, 366 nucleotides. Its product is annotated as survival motor neuron protein-like. NCBI's taxonomy places the organism in Eukaryota, Metazoa, Arthropoda, Insecta, Orthoptera, Acrididae. The record is from RefSeq and is a predicted model, not a curated record. Bases 1 to 366 code for a protein of 121 amino acids. The transcript has 2 exons.